Molecule: messenger RNA, 2041 nt
Organism: Beta vulgaris subsp. vulgaris (sugar beet)
Lineage: Eukaryota; Viridiplantae; Streptophyta; Magnoliopsida; Caryophyllales; Amaranthaceae
Product: probable pectate lyase 5
Exons: 4
Coding region: 493-2004 (503 amino acids)
Molecular function (GO): pectate lyase activity
Source: RefSeq, a predicted model, not a curated record
UUCGCCCUGUCAGUCUGUAACCAACACCACCCGUUAGCCAUCCAAUAACCCAUCGCAUCGUUCGAGUCCAACAACUAGUUGUUUAUUGUUUUCUAGAGAGACAAUUUCAUUGAAGACAUCAACAACAAAGCAACGUAUAGCCCGCCGCCGCCGCAUUUCCUUUUAAACAAUACGAUGAAGCAACGUAGAGAGAGACUAGAGAGUAUAGAGCAAUAACAAUGGCGGGUGAUUCCUUGUUUCCCGCCUCUUCUUCCUCUCAAUCUCUCUCUUUCUCUCUCUCAUAAUAUCACUUCUUUUCUUCCUUUCUUCUCAUUGAAAUAAUCAAAAAACCUUCCAACAAAGUAACUAAUUUUUCACAAACUGCUUUCACACAUUAAUUCAAUUAUUAUCAUAAACAUUAUCAUGUUACUUAUUCUUAAUAUAUAACACCCAUUUCUACUUUCUUUCUCUAAAAUUUUUCUGUAUUUUUUGCAACUUUUACAGCUACUAAAAAUGGCUACUAUACUUCACAUUAGAACCCACAUUAUUCAUGUUAUUGUCAUUUUCAUGUUUUCUUGCUUCUUCAACUUUCUUUCUUAUUCUUCUUCAUUUAAUCUUACUCUUCUUCCUCAUGAACAUCCUAAUCCAGAACAUGUUGUUCAAGAAUUACACAGGAGAGUUAAUGUUUCUCUGUCAAGAAGGCAAACCCUAGAAAGCAUACAAGAAAAGGACCAAUUUUCUUGUGUAAGUGGUAAUCCAAUAGAUGAUUGUUGGAAAUGUGACCCUAAUUGGGCUGCAAAUAGGCAACAUUUAGCUGAUUGUGCAAUUGGGUUUGGCUACCAAGCCCUUGGAGGUAAAGGUGGUCCUAUCUAUGUGGUCACUGACUCGUCGGACCCGGACCCACACAAGCCUAAACCAGGGACCCUACGAGACGCCGUGAGCCAACCGGGGCCUAUUUGGAUUAUAUUUGCUAGUAACAUGCUAAUAAAGCUCAAAAAACCACUAGUGGUCACAAGCUAUAAGACCAUUGAUGGACGUGGUGCUCAUGUUGAAAUAAUUGGUGGAGGGUGCAUCUCAAUAGAGCAUGUUACUAAUGUGAUAAUACAUAACAUCAACAUACAUCAUUGUUAUCCUGCUAAUUCAGAUGGUGAUGGGUUACACAUAUUUUCAUCUAGUAACAUUUGGGUAGACCAUUGCACAUUGUCUAAUUGUGCGGAUGGCCUAAUUGAUUGUACCGUGGGAUCAACUGCUAUAACAAUAUCAAACAAUCACUUCUCUCAUCAUGAUAAGGUAAUGUUAUUAGGACAUAGUGAUGAUUAUAUCGCGGAUCGUGGGAUGCAAAUCACUGUGGCAUUCAACCGAUUUGGUGAAGCCUUGAAUCAAAGGAUGCCUAGAUGUCGAUUUGGCUAUUUCCAUGUUGUGAACAAUGAUUAUUCGAGUUGGGUUGAGUACGCGGUGGGUGGUAGUUCUAGGCCUACCAUCAAUAGUCAAGGAAAUCGAUACAUUGCACCACCCAAUCCAAAUGCCAAAGAGGUUACAAGAAGGUUGGAUGCAGAUGGACAAGAGUGGGAGAGCUGGAAUUGGAGAACAGAAGGUGAUUUAAUGAUUAAUGGAGCCUUCUUUGUACCAUCAGGUGAUGGUGUAAAUCCUCAAUAUACUUUGGCAUCAAGUAUGGAGCCUAAAUCUGCUGCUUAUAUUGACCAACUCACUCUCAACGCUGGCGUCUUGCUCCCUAAUCCUAAUGGAGGCAUAGCAAAUCCUGGAUCAAGAGGUAGUGGCAUUAGCAGCGGUGGUGGAUUAGUUCCUAGUGGUGGCGGCUACGGCGCGGUCCCUGGCGGCAUGUAUGGCACUGGAGGUGCUUACAAUCCCCCAGGAGAAGGAGGCUAUACUGAAGGAGGAGAUGGAGGAUUCUUUUUUAGUAGUGCACCUUCUUCACCCUCUUAUCAAACUUCCAUCAUUUUGUCUACCCUAGUUAUUUUGACAUUUCAUUUUGUCACAAAUCAUUAUUUAUAUUUAGGCUUAUAAUAUAGUUGCAAAAAUCAAUCAAGGUCAAUAUUAUACA